AUGCCUGUUCCUGCCAUCCAAGGCUUCAAGCAAGAGCACUCCUUUGGCAGUCGCCAGAAGGAGUCUGCGAGACUGCGUGCACAAUAUCCAGACCGCAUCCCUAUCAUCGUCGAGCGUGCGGAAGGGAGCAACGCGCCGCCGUUGGACCGUACGCGCUUCUUAGUUCCAUCUGACCUCUCUGUCGGCCAGUUUCAUUACAUCAUCCGCAAACGCAUCAAGCUACGUCCGGAGGACGCCAUCUUCCUCUUCGUGCAGGAAGCUACCAUGCCUCCGACAGCGACACUGAUGAGUGCCAUGUAUGAACAGUAUCAGGACGAGGAUGGGUUCCUAUAUGUAAAGUACGCGGGAGAGAACACUUUCGGUGGAACAUUGUCCUGA
Messenger RNA from Dacryopinax primogenitus, 378 nucleotides. RefSeq names its product autophagy protein 8. The record is from RefSeq and is a predicted model, not a curated record. The transcript is spliced from 3 exons. Lineage: Eukaryota; Fungi; Basidiomycota; Dacrymycetes; Dacrymycetales; Dacrymycetaceae. Gene Ontology annotation, biological process: cellular response to nitrogen starvation. The coding region runs from base 1 to 378 and encodes 125 amino acids.